AUGCGUAUUCCUACGAUAUUGGUCGCAUCGGCCUUUCUCCCUCUCAUCUCUGCUGUCCCCGCUGGUUCGAGCAUCACCCCACCGCCGCCCUUGCAGCCAGUCCGUCUCACCCAUUCCAACCCACGCCCGUGGGCUCGACUGCGCGACUGGGUAAUCAGUUCCAUUUGGGAUAUUGACCAUACUCGAUGCUCUUCAAAACAUCACUCGCCACCGUCGAAUAUCUAUGACCGAUAUGGCAGCGAUGUCGUUCUCCGAUUUUACUUGCGCCAACCGGACGAGGCAGCGGCGUUGGCUUCUGCCUCACAGGUGCUGUUCUUGGACACUUGGGCCAUCACUUCGGAAUUUGUGGAUAUUAGACUGGCAGAGGAUAUGAUCCCUUCCCUGUUGGACUUAUUACCGUCAACGCUCCGCACCUCCUACACUCCGCUUAUGGACAACCUCGCCAAGAAGAUUUAUGAAUCGUAUCCCUCUCGUCGCCCUACAAACGCCGAAUUUGGUGUUGGGAAUACACCAGGUGAACUCCAGACGAUAUCGAACGGGGACCUUUUCUUUCAAGAAUACCAACCCCUGGCCGUCAUUACGCAAUGGAUGCGCUUGAUGGCCUCCAUGUUCUCCACCCACGUACAAAUGACCAGUGUGGGGGUGUCCUAUGAGGGUCGAGAUAUCCCAGCAUUGCGACUGGGAGCCUCUGCCUCGGCAGAACCCACAGAGGGCCCUCGCAAGACAAUUGUCAUUGUCGGUGGUACUCAUGCCCGGGAGUGGAUCAGCACAUCCACGGUAACAUAUGUGGCAUACAGCUUAAUCACUCAUUACCGCUAUUCAGCCACAGUAACAGAAUUGCUGCACGAGUAUGACUGGGUACUAAUCCCAACCCUCAAUCCAGACGGAUAUGUCUACUCAUGGGAAUCGGACCGGCUAUGGCGCAAGAACCGCCAGCCAACAGGCCUCCCACUUUGCCCAGGCGUCGAUCUAGAUCGCUCCUGGGACUAUGAGUGGGACGGCGAGUCCACUCGCUCGAACCCGUGCUCAGAGAACUACGCCGGCGCGGAGCCCUUUGAAGCACUUGAGUCACUACGCCUAGCGCAGUGGGCUCAAAAUGAGACAGCCCAGCACCGCGCGGAAAUCGUUGGAUACAUCGACUUACACUCCUACUCUCAGCAGAUUCUAUACCCAUAUUCAUACAGCUGCUCGUCUGUGCCGCCCACGCUCGAGAGUCUGGAGGAGCUAGCAUUGGGUCUAGCCAAGUCAAUUCGCCAGACAUCACAUCAAUCCUAUGAUGUUACCUCGGCUUGCGAGGGGAUUCUCAGUCACAGCGUAGCUGCUGGAACUACCGCGGGCGGUAGUGCUUUGGACUGGUUCUACCAUAAGCUGCGCGCCAAGUUUUCGUACCAGAUCAAGCUCCGCGACCGCGGUAGUUAUGGGUUCCUUCUGCCUUCCGAGCACAUUGUCCCAACAGGCAAGGAGAUUUAUCGUGCUUUAUUGACAUUUGGCAAAUUUGUUCAGGGCGAGAAGGCCUCCGUCAGCUUUGAUGAUUUGACAGGCGAUCAAAUACCCUUAGCCGCUGGCCCUUGA
This is a messenger RNA of Penicillium bovifimosum, 1572 nucleotides long. RefSeq names its product M14 family metallopeptidase. The transcript has 2 exons. Gene Ontology annotation, molecular function: metallocarboxypeptidase activity; zinc ion binding. The record is from RefSeq and is a predicted model, not a curated record. NCBI's taxonomy places the organism in Eukaryota, Fungi, Ascomycota, Eurotiomycetes, Eurotiales, Aspergillaceae. The coding region runs from base 1 to 1572 and encodes 523 amino acids. Gene Ontology annotation, biological process: proteolysis.